Molecule: messenger RNA, 7361 nt
Organism: Xiphophorus couchianus (Monterrey platyfish)
Lineage: Eukaryota; Metazoa; Chordata; Actinopteri; Cyprinodontiformes; Poeciliidae
Gene: mmp24
Product: matrix metallopeptidase 24
Exons: 10
Coding region: 2604-4463 (619 amino acids)
Biological process (GO): collagen catabolic process; extracellular matrix organization; proteolysis
Cellular component (GO): extracellular matrix; plasma membrane
Molecular function (GO): zinc ion binding; metalloendopeptidase activity
Source: RefSeq, a predicted model, not a curated record
AAUCAAUCUGGACACGAGAAAGAGUUUUAAAAAUGCUCCAAAAAGCUCCCGAAUAAAACUUUGAGCUUUUAAACAAUAAAGAGACGCAAAAAGAACCCAAACUGCCAGAACCAGAACCAGCUCUGAGUGGUUUGCUCUGCUGGAUCAGAACCAGGCUGAGGUCAAUCUGCUGAACUCAUUGAAACCAAUCUGCUCUUCACCGGGUUCCAGAAUCACUGACCUUUGACCUUUCCUUUAUCAGUCAGGUGUUUCUGUUCCUCAGAGGUCAAACAGUUGGGUUCCUUUCAUCGCAGGUUCUGCUGGCAGACAGAGUCCCGGCGCUGAGGAGAAACUGGGUCACGACCCAGAAACAGAGAGCUGAGGUGGUUCUGGUUCAGACUGUGGGUCAGAACCGCGUGUCAGAACUGAAUUAUAGAUGCAAACUCCAGGGGCGCAAAAGAUAAGUUCCUCCUUACAUCUGAAUGCAUUUUUAACUCAAUAAAUUAAAUUUAUCUACAUCAAUUUAUUUGUUUAUUGUUGAAUAAAUAUCAUGCUUCUCAUAUUUAUAUGCAUUUACUGUCAUUUUUAGCUGAAUAUUAAAGUAAUGAAUUAAUACGAGUGCUGCUGCUACAGUUUGGUUCUGGACUUUUCUUGUGUUGGUUCUGGUUCAACUGUGGCUCCUGUUUUAUUUUGAUAAUCUGUUUCUUGUGUUCUGAUUACUUCCUGUUUUACUUUUAACUCCUGUUUUGUCCUGUUUCUGGAUCAGUCCUUCCUCAACUGACCCUUGACCUCUGCUCCCAUCCUACCAGUGGAAGCCACUCACCUGGUUCCAGUCCAGUAAUCACCCUCCCAGACUCCUCAGUUCCUUGUCAGAUCCUCCCAUUACGAUCCAUCCUGCCAGUUUUUAAGCUAUUUUAUUUUUUAUUUAGUCGUUUUAAAAACUUUAAAGUUUUAAAAGAGGCUAACAUAAAACAAAAUACAAUUAAAAUAUUUUUUUGUACUUCAGUUGUUUCACUGUCACUUUAUUAGCCAAAAUUGCUAGAUUGUAGACCAGUAAAAACAGGAAGUGGUCAUGGCGAUCCGGUGAAUUAAAAAAUAAAACCACACCUGACCUCAAUCCCCCUACAUUUCCACUGAGCUUCAAAUCAUUUCACCAAAGAGUCUCUUUAACCCGUAUUUUGUAUCACCAUUACUGGUUUAUAAAAAAAACUACAAUAAAUAAAACAACAAUGUUUAGUCUGGUGGCCCGCCAGGCUUAAAAUACACAAAUCAGCUGGAAAACCAACAGCAAUCAUCACCUGGAGGAGGAAUAAAACUCAAUCAGAGCAACUAGCCUGUCCUGUGAUUUAGCUUCUGUCUUUUAAUGAUGUUUUUCUGCAGGUUUGACCUGUAAAGUUCAGUAACGUGAUAAAUCCCUCAGAACCUGAACCGUUUGGACCUUUUUCUGGAGGAUGACUUCCUGUGGGCUAAAGAGCAGAGCGGCCACUGAGGCAGGAAAUGAAGCUAAUGACGGAGCGGUGGACCCGUCUCUGACCGAUAAUUAAAUCUGUGUUUCAGACGUGUCUAAUGGAUCCACCGCUCACGUCACUGCAGGCCGUUUCCCGUCACCUGCCUCGUCCACGACAGCUUCAAUUAUGGAGGAGAGACGGCUGCUGCUAAUGGAUCCGUCCCAGAUGUCCACUGAUUGACCAGAAGGGACAGAAAGGGGCAAAAGAAAUGUCAAAAAGCUGCCGCCAGCAGAGAUAUGAGGGACGAACUGGAGCAACUGGAAUUUCUGUUACAAAGACCCGGUUCAGAACUGGUUCACUAAGGUGAAUGUUCUGUCUGAACGAUUCUCCUGUCUGAGUCAGCAGCCAAUUAGGCAAAAUAAAACAAUAAAAUCUCCGUGUUAAGACAGCUGACGUCCAGAGAGACAUUCAGGAAUCAGUUCAAAACAAGGAACCAGUUCAAAACAAGGAACCAGUUCAAAACAAGGAACCAGUUCAAAACAAGGAACCUGUUCAAAACAAGGAAUCUGUUCAAACUGAACAGAGAAUUGAAUCUGUUUGGUGUCCGGAACCUUUUCAGAUUCAGGAAUUUGUUCAGUCCGGAAUCGGUUCAGUCAGGAAUCUGUUCAGUCAGGAAUCUGUUCAAUGGGGGGAAACGAGCAGAAAACUUGAACUGAAACUGAAAAACUCCAUCAGAACUCAAAAGACCUCCGGAUCCAGAAACGUUGAAACUAUCAGGAAAUUCUGAAUCUUAAUAAAUUUAAACUCCUGAUCAGCCUAUCUGGGUGAAAUGACUCUCCCAGCCUCUGCAGCGCCCCCUGUGCUGAUGAUGCGCUCCUGCAACAACAUCCAUCACCUUCCUCCUCCUCCUCCUCCUUCUCCUCCUCCUCACUGGUACCCAGAGCGACAAACCUCAGUGCAUCAGUGUUUGAUUGUAGCCCGAGUCGUGCAGCUGUUCCGCUGCUCCUGAACUGGUGAACCGAACCAAGCCGAACCGAACCGGGAGGAACCGGGCCAACGCGCCGGGAUGGACCCCGAGCUGGAGCCGCGUUUCCUGCUGUGAGGAGCGGAGCAGGAGCCUGGAAAGCCCCGGAGGAAAGCGGAGGAGGUGGCGGGGGGGAUCCGGGAGACAGAGCCAUGGCGACUGGCGGCGGCGGAGGCGGCGGCGGGGCGGCGCGCAGGCGGAGAGCCGGGAUCCCCGGGUUCUGCUGGAAGACCUGCUGCUUCCCGCUCCUGCUCUGCGUGGUGUCGGUGUGCGGGGAGGAGAAGACCUUCAUAGUGGAGACGUGGCUGAAGAACUACGGCUACCUGCUGCCUCAUGACGUCAGGACGUCGGACCUGCGGCAGGAGAAGGCCAUGCAGUCCGCCGUGGCGGCCAUGCAGCGUUUCUACGGGAUACCGGUGACGGGAGUCCUGGAUGAAACGACCAUAGAGUGGAUGCGGCGGCCUCGCUGCGGCGUUCCCGACCAUCCUCACACCAGCCGGCGCCAGAGGAACAAACGCUACGCGCUGACGGGGCAGAAAUGGAGGGAGAAGAGGAUCACCUACAGAAUAUCAAACUACACCCCGAAGGUGGGGGAGAAGGACACGCACCGAGCGAUCCGCCAAGCCUUCAACGUGUGGCAGGCUGUCACUCCGCUCUCCUUCCAGGAAGUCCCAAACUCAGACGUGGAGAGCGACGGGAAAGACGCCGACAUCAUCAUCUUCUUCGCCUCUGGUUUCCAUGGCGACAGCUCUCCAUUUGACGGCGAGGGGGGAUUCCUGGCCCACGCCUACUUCCCGGGCGCCGGCAUUGGAGGAGACACCCACUUCGACUCUGACGAGCCGUGGACUCUGGGAAACGCCAACCAUGACGGUAAUGACUUGUUCCUGGUGGCGGUGCAUGAACUAGGCCAUGCUUUGGGUUUGGAGCACUCCAACGACCCCAGUGCCAUCAUGGCUCCCUUCUACCAGUACAUGGACACGCACAACUUCAAGCUGCCGAUGGACGACCUGCAGGGCAUUCAGAAGAUCUACGGGAUCCCCACCCCCAUGUUGGAACCCACCCGGCCGUUGCCCACGCUUCCCUCCCGACGGACUCACUCCACCUCGGAACGCCAUCCGGACCGGGUCGCCCGGCCGGGUCGGCCGCCCGGCGACCGCCCCGCUCUGCCCGGCAACGGAAAACCCAACAUCUGCGACGGGAACUUCAACACCGUGGCGUUCUUCAGAAAGGAACUGUUCGUUUUCAAGGAUCGCUGGUUGUGGCGUCUGAGGAACAACAAGGUCCUGGAGGGUUAUCCCAUAGAGAUCGACCAGUUCUGGAAGGGCCUGCCUCCUCGCAUCGACGCUGCCUACGAGAGGUCCGACGGAAAGUUUGUCUUCUUCAAAGGUGAUAAGUUCUGGGUGUUUAAGGAGGUGAAGGCCGAGCCGGGUUACCCUCAGAGCCUCAUGGAGCUGGGCAGCUUCCUCCCCAAAGAUGGCAUCGAUGCCGCCGUCCGCUGGGAGGUCUUCGGGAAAACCUACUUCUUCAAAGGAAACCAGUACUGGCGCUACAAUGAGGAGAAGCGGACGGUGGACCCGGGAUACCCGAAGCCCAUCAGUGUGUGGGAUGGAGUCCCCGACUCUCCCCAGGGAGCCUUCACCAGCAGAGAGGGAUAUCACACCUACUUCUACAGGGGGAAGGAGUACUGGAGGUUCGACAACCAGAAGCUGACGGUGGAGCCUGGAUAUCCAAAGUCCAUUUUACAAGACUGGAUGGGCUGCUACCAGUCCGAGAUGGAGCGCUCCGGCAGCAACCGCGGAGACCGGCAGCUGCCACUUGACGACGUGGACGUCAUCGUGACCAUCAACGACGUCCCCACGACCGUCAACGCCAUCGCCGUGGUGAUACCAUGCAUCCUGUCGCUCUGCAUCCUGGUGCUGAUCUAUACCAUUUUCCAGUUUAAGAGCAAAGGAGCGCAGCAGAACACGAUCAUGCAGCAUUAUUACAAAUACCCGGUUCAGGAGUGGGUAUGACAGGGGACCAGAACCCCAAAGCUGUCGCUAUUUUCAGCCAACAGAACUGGACCGAAAGAUUCUGCUAGCUGGAGAGAGAAGAUCUGAACUUUGAGACAAAGAGUUUAAAAGAAAUGUUCAUAUUUGGGGAUGUUAAAACCAAACAGGGUUGACAGUAAAAUAAAGUCCAGAGUGAUGUGGAGCGAGUUUGUCUUUAUCUCUUUUUGGACGCUGGAAGUUCUUGCUGGACCAACAACAAACCUGUUUCCUCUCAGAAAAUAAGAGGCAGAAAACAUCUCCCAGUUGGAAACUACCUUUAGACUUUACAUGAGAACUGCUUCAGUUAUAAAGUUAGGUCAAACGUAAGUAAGAAAAAAAAACAUUUAAAAUUAAACUUGAAAAUAAAAGAUAGGUAGAAAGGCCAUAACAAAAAGUAAACUCUGGAUCACAGAACUCUGUUUUCAGUUAUACUGGGAUGGAAAACUGUUUUGAUCUCUCGUUUUACUAAACAAUAUAAUACCAACUCACCACAGCUCAUAACAUAAAACUCUUUUUUUUUUAGUCACACAGUAUCAGAAUCACUGAUUUACGUAGAUGGAUUGUUACAGAAGUAGAGACGCUUCUUAUGUCUGUCUAAAGCUGAAGGAAGCUGAGGUUUAUAAUUAUCAGUCUGAUAGAAGAUAAAAGCCUCCAAUGUUUACAAAUUUCUGUUUAGGAUUAAAUGAAACCUAAAGAUUCUCAAACAUCUCCUCUCUGCUGCCAUGACAUCCAACACAACAACAUCCACAGUCUGGUCACCAGAUAAGGUUGCUGAAGAUUGAUUGUUAAAAGAUUCAGCACCUUCAGAUGCUCACUUCUCCAAAAUCAGCACAGCCACAACUCAACCACUGCAGCAGUAACAGCAUCACUUAAUCUACGUUGAUGCUUCACUCACAUCAGCAUGCUGAAUUCUUGAAAAUAAAAGAUUGAAAAGGAAUAAAGUACCCUGCACCUUAUAACAUGAAAUAAUGGAACAAACCACAAAAAUAAUUUUUAUUUAUUUAUUUACUUUUUUAUUUAUUUAAUAUAUGUUUAUUUAUAUAUAACACUUUCUGCAUGAGUUUAUUUAUAAAGCACAUUUACAACAACCUCUGCUGACCAAAAUGCUUCACAAUCAUUACAGCUUCACAGGUACAUAAACAAAAAAAACAAAAUAAAAUUAAGAUUGAUAAAAAUAUUAAUAAAUAAUAAUAAAAUUGGCAGCACAAUACCAAGAAAAUAAUAAUACAAUAAUAGAAAUAAAAACCAAGAUGUACUUAAUUCCAAUUGCAGCAAUUACCCAAAAACACAAAUCAAUUAAUUAUUAAUUUUUCCCUGUUUUUUUUCUACACAUUUUCCUGUUUGGAUUUUGGACCCAAUUUUUUCCCAGUUUCAUCUUUACGGGUUUAUUUGGUUUUAAAUUCGUGAGUUGCUGAAGGCUUUUUUAAGUGUCAAUGCAGGAGUUUGUUAUUGAUGCGCCAUUUAUUCACACUCUGCUGAUUUAUUCAUUCUCCUCUGUUUGCUUUAUGGUUCCUAAAUCUGCAGCUUCUAGUAAUAUUAACUUGCAUUUAACCAUUAACCAUUUGGUUUUGCAUAAAACCAAAUGCAGGUUUUUUUGUCCAAAGCUGCAUUUCGUUUCUCUCUGGAAACAAUAACAAUAGUUCCAGAUCUGGACUAAAAUAAUCAUUCCUGCAUGUUAAAACCUCAACCAAACCAUCAAACAUGACAGGAAGUUGUUUUUCAAUUUUAACUCACUGCCGAUAAAUUAAAAAAAACUUACUGGCAGGCAUUUAUUGAUAAUACACACAAUAGCAUCUAUAAAAAAUAUUUAUUAUAUUUAGAAAAGUAGUCAAAUCAUAAUGAUGAUGAACUAUUAAAGAAAAUUCAAAAUAAUUUUAUAAUAGCACAAGAUUAAUUAUAAAUUCAAGAUGAUUUGUUGCAGGGAUUAAAUUUCCUCACUAUAAAAUUUAUUUAUAACAUGACAUAGAAUAAUAUUUCUAUCUUUAUUAUUACUACUCAGUGUCUUAAUUCAAUUAUUUGUUUUUAUUCUGAAUAUUAUGUGAUUCAGUUUGUCUUAAAAAUACUACACAUCUUUAUUUUGCAUUAAUUUAGCCAAACUUAUUACUACUUACGUGUUGCUUCCUGUUCUUUUUCUCUUCUGUCAUCAGAUUCAACUCUUAGCCUGCAGCCGUCAGUCUAAUGAAUUCCAGCUAGCCUCAUUAGCUCUUAGCUUGCUAGCCUUUCCAGCUAACGUUUAUAACCUCCAAGGUUUCCAAAGACAUUUUUGCCAAAAUUAAACAAAAUUUGUCAUGAAAAUGAAAAUUUGUGCAGAUAUUUACAUCAAACUUCAGACAUCUGAAUUUUUUAGGCAGUUUAAAUAUUUGCAAGAAAGAAAAGUUCCUAAUUUCUGGAUUAUGAAUGUGUUCAUAACUUUGUACAAGCUGCACAAAUAGAAAAAUACAAAAUAUUCAUACCCCUUGAACUUUUUUCCCACUUUGGGGCUUUAUAACAACCACCAACUUCAAUUUAUUUUGUGGGCCAGACCACACAAAAUGCUCCAUAACAGUUUACAUUAAUUCAUAGAUAAAAAUCUGAAAAGUGCAGCCUGUAUCUGUUUUCAGUUAAUCCUUUGUUGGCAGUAGCUCCAGCUGUACAAGAAAAAAGUCCGACUCUGGUCCCGAUUCUUGAUCUGGUGGUUUUCCAGUGUUCUCCUCACAACGCCUGACACGUUGUGGGAGCAUCGCUUCUGUUCCUGGUUGUGCAGAAAACUUUUUUUUGCAGGUUUAAACUAUAUAAAGUGCAGCUUAAAUUGCAGUGACCUUUAGAGUUGUGAGAGCUAAGAUGACACUUUCCAUAAUGGCUAAUAAUAAUAAUAAUAAAAAACCUCAUUGAGAUCUACAA